AAAGAAAAUAAGGCCCAAAGCGUUUUUCUGCCCACGAAUCGCCGCUGCGUGCGUCGUCGGUGCCGACUGCCGAAACCCCAAAGCCGACCCGCCGCCAUGGCCGCCGACGGUGACCGCCGGACGGGGGGCGCCACCGGACCCACCCGGCGCACGUUCAAGCCGCAGCAGCAGCCGGAGGGUCUCAGCAUCUCGUUCCACGCGCUCUACGACCUGCCGACCUCGCCGGAGCUCCUGUUCAACGAGGAGGCGCUCCGCAGCAGCCGCACCUGGGGCAAGAACCUAACGCUCUACGCCGGAUGCGGAUACCUCGCCGGCCGGGCGGCGGGGACGGCCGCGGGGCUCAAGCGCGGGGUGGGGGAGGCUGAGCGCGGCGAGUCGAUGAAGCUGCGGGCCAACCGCGUGCUCAACCAGUGCGGCUCCGUCGGGAGCGCGUACAGCAACCGGCUCGGCGUGGUCGCGCUGCUCUUCGCGGGGAUCGAGAGCGGCAUGGGAGGCCUCCGCGACGCCGAGGACUGGGCCAACACCGUCGCCGCCGGGAUGGGUACUGGAGCGCUCUACCGCGCGGCUGCCGGGCCGCGGGCGGCGAUCGUCGGCAGUGCCGUCGGGGGGCUCAUGGCCGGCGCGGUGGUCGCUGGGAGGCAAGCGCUGACGAGAUACGCGCCUAACCUAAGCUUUUAAUUCCGAAUAAUUUUACCUGUAGCUGUUUUUAGGGAUUAUACAUGCAUAUGUGGUUCAUCUAAAUGAGACUUGAGAGUAAAACCUGUUGGAUUUGCUCAUUUUGAAAAUGUCAGCGCAUGGAUAUCUAGCUAUGUAUUGAGGAUAAUUAGAAGUUUAUGCCUACAUUUGGAACUUCAAGCUCAAUGGUAUGGCGCUAUAUAAAUGAUGGAUUAAUGCAGAGAGGUGUGAAUGAUGCAGAACAUGUAUGGAACUAGGGAUCUUAAUAAUAUCUUAUAUACUUUUUGUUGUUUAGUCCUCGGUUCUAAAAUAUGUUGAUGGGUUGACCUGUUGUUUAUGUUGGCAUAGAAUUAGUAUGGAUUCUUUCUGAACCUGUGUGUGGUGUAUGUUCUGUUGGAUUGUUGUUAUUGCAAUUACCAAAAGAUUUACCAAGGCAAAGCUGCAAAUUUUGUCAGUAGAAAGUGUAGA
This is a messenger RNA of Oryza brachyantha (malo sina), 1143 nucleotides long. Its product is annotated as mitochondrial import inner membrane translocase subunit TIM23-1-like. Gene Ontology annotation, cellular component: mitochondrial inner membrane; TIM23 mitochondrial import inner membrane translocase complex. Gene Ontology annotation, molecular function: transmembrane protein transporter activity. Gene Ontology annotation, biological process: protein import into mitochondrial matrix. The record is from RefSeq and is a predicted model, not a curated record. The coding region runs from base 97 to 678 and encodes 193 amino acids. The transcript has a single exon. NCBI's taxonomy places the organism in Eukaryota, Viridiplantae, Streptophyta, Magnoliopsida, Poales, Poaceae.